AUGUUCAACUUCUUCAUUCCUAAUGGAAUAAGCACUCACAUCAUACACAUACCACAAAAAGCAACACCGCCACGAAAACCCCGAAACUAUACUCACUGUAACAGACCUCACUCUCAUGCGCUCCUACCUUGUUUAAGAAUUAAAGAUAACCAUUGUCGAUUGGCUGGGGAUAGUAAGGUUUGUCCAUGGAGGAACAGAAACGCAGACGAGAGGAAGAAGAGAAAACAUGGUUGUGUUUUGCAGAGAGAAAAUGAGAUGAGAUCGAUCGAAGGUGAGAGUAGAAGGUUGAGCGGUGGCGGAUUGAGCAAACAGAGAAGAAGGUUUAGUGGUGGUCGCGACACUGCAAUCUGA
Vicia faba (fava bean) is the source of this 351-nucleotide messenger RNA. Lineage: Eukaryota; Viridiplantae; Streptophyta; Magnoliopsida; Fabales; Fabaceae. The record is from the annotation of a GenBank genome assembly.